CUCCUUUUACGCUUGAACUAGAAAGGAAGAUACGGGUGGUACCUGUUUUCUAUUUAUUCAAAUUUUACAGUUGCUUCUGUCUCUUUCAGACUAGUUUUUCUGGGUUUAUUUUAACUCUAUAUAUUCCCACUGAAGGAAAAUGGAAAGAUUUUAGGCUUAGCUUAUGUGUAUUUUGUCCCCUUUGGAGCAAAACUGACCACUAGUUAUUGGUGGUUUCUGUAGCUCUUAGCAUGAAUUCUACUUGUCAGGAAUUUGUGCAUGCAACGAAAGUUUUAUCUUUGAAAUUGCUGCUGGUAUAUAUAUAAUAUUUGGACAUGUUUUAAGCAUUCUUAUCUGGGUUUUGCUUAAAGGCUUGCGCCAGCAAAGCUUUAUAUGCAAAUUCUGGAUUUUGAUGUGCUGUUUUUGCUUUUUAAAGGACCUGGUGGUUUGAUUUAUAAGUGAUGGGGUUGAGGAGGAAUGGAUGGUGGAGUAUAUUGGGAUUGGUUAGAGUGUAUAGAUGAGUGUUAAUUCAAGUUUUUCAUAUCAACAAUAAUUCCUACAUGAUAGUCAGGUUAGGAUUCCUGGUUGCUGCUUCAAUUGCAGCCUUUACGGUCAAGCAGCUCAACCUUAAAGCAUCAAAGUCCUCUGCUUCUUUAACCAAGCCUCCAGAAGAUGGUGAACAAAUUCAAAAUGAGAGACUCAAAGAGAAGAAGUGGGAGGAAGAAGAAGAGGAAGAAGAGGUCAAAUUGAUUAGCAGCAUAUUUAAUCGGGCUCGUGGUAGUCCACCUGAUACUGAAGAUGAAGAUAUUUUACCUGAGUUUGAAGAGCUUUUAUCUGGAGAGAUUGAAUAUUCAUUACCUCGUGACAAGUUUGAUAAUGCAGAGAGGGAUAAAGUUUAUGAUACUGCAAUGGCAGAUAAUGCAAGGGAAAUGGAACGCUUACGCAACCUAGUAAAGGAAUUGCAGGAAAGGGAGGUGAAGCUUGAAGAUGAAUUGCUUGAGUAUUAUGGACUGAAGGAGCAGGAAUCAGAUGUUGUGGAAUUACAAAGGCAGCUAAAGAUCAAGACAGUGGAGAUUGACAUGCUGAAUAUUACUAUAAACUCCUUGCAGGCUGAGAGGAAGAAGCUUCAAGAUGAGAUUUUGCAGACUUCUUCAGCAAAGAAGGAGCUGGAGGUGGCCAGGAGCAAGAUCAAGGAGCUCCAGAGGCAAAUUCAACUUGAUGCCAACCAGACAAAGGGUCAGUUAUUGCUGCUCAAACAACAGGUUUCUAGUCUUCAGGCAAAGGAGGAAGAAGCUGUCAAAAAAGAUGCUGACCUUGAUAAUAAGUUGAAAUCUGUUAAGGAGUUAGAAAUGUCGGUUGUGGAGCUUAAGAGGAAGAAUAAAGAACUUCAAAUUGAAAAGAGAGAGUUGACAGUUAAAUUGGAUGCUGCUGAAGCAAAAAUAGCAGCCCUCUCCAACAUGACAGAGAGUGAAAUGGUUGCCAAUGUGAGAGAGGAGGUUAAUAACUUAAAGCAUGCAAAUGAAGAUCUGUUAAAGCAAGUAGAAGGGCUUCAGAUGAACAGGUUCAGUGAAGUUGAAGAGCUGGUGUACCUUCGCUGGGUCAAUGCGUGUUUGAGGUAUGAGCUCCGGAACUACCAGGCACCCGCCGGAAAAACUUCAGCUCGUGAUCUCAACAAGAAUCUAAGCCCCAAAUCUCAAGAGAGAGCUAAACAGCUGAUGUUAGAGUAUGCAGGAUCAGAACGUGGCCAAGGGGACACAGAUCUUGAAAGUAACUUUUCCCACCCAUCUUCACCUGGGAGUGAGGAUUUUGACAAUGCCUCUAUUGAUAGUUCAACUAGUAAGUACAGUAAUCUCAGUAAGAGACCUAGCUUAAUCCAAAAGCUGAAGAAAUGGGGAAAAAGCAGAGAUGAUUCAAUGCUUUCAUCACCAACCAGAUCUCUCUCUGGAGGCUCUCCAAACAGAAUUAGCAUGAGCCAUCGACCAAGGGGUCCUUUGGAAUCUCUGAUGCUGAGAAACGCAGGUGAUGCUAUGGCCAUCACUACAUUUGGGAAACUGGAGCACGAAUCUAUGGACUCACCUGAAACUCCAAACCUCCCACACAUUAGAACACGGGUUUCUUCUAGUGAUUCACUGAAUAAUGUUGGAGAUUCAUUCCAAUUGAUGUCAAAAUCAGUUGAAGGAGUUCUAUCAGAAAAAUAUCCUGCAUAUAAAGACCGGCACAAGUUGGCCUUAGAGAGAGAAAAGCAUAUUAAGGAGAGAGCGGAGAAAGCAAGAGCACAGAGGUUUCGUGAGAAUUCAAAUUUUGAGUCUAAGCCUGCACUUUUGCCACCAAAACUUUCUCAAAUAAAGGAGAAGCCAACUGUGUCUGGUGGUUCCAAUGAUCAAUCUAACAAUGAGAAGGCUGCCGAUUCUCAAAUGAUAAGCAAGAUAAAACUUGAGCAUAUUGAGAAGAGGCCUCCCAGAGUGCUUAGACCACCUCCAAAACCAACUGGUGGUGCUGCUGUGGGUGCAAAUGCAAAUCCUUCCAGUGGCGUACCUCCAGCUCCAGCUCCACCAGGUGCUCCACCACCACCACCACCACUACCUGGUGGACCACCUCGUCCUCCGCCUCCACCAGGAAGCCUGCCAAGAGGGGCAGGAAGUGGAGAUAAAGUUCAACGAGCUCCUGAACUUGUUGAAUUCUAUCAAUCAUUGAUGAAACGUGAAGCAAAGAAGGAUACAACAACAACAUCCUUGAUUUCAUCAACAUCUAAUGUGUCAGAUGCUAGGAGCAACAUGAUUGGAGAGAUUGAGAACAGAUCAACAUUCCUUUUAGCUGUGAAAGCUGACGUGGAAACUCAAGGUGAUUUUGUCCAGUCAUUGGCAGCUGAAGUUCGAGCAGCUUCCUUCACAAGCAUUGAUGAUUUGGUGGCUUUCGUAAACUGGCUAGAUGAGGAACUUUCAUUCUUGGUUGAUGAACGGGCUGUUCUCAAGCACUUUGAUUGGCCUGAAGGGAAAGCAGAUGCAUUAAGAGAGGCUGCUUUUGAGUAUCAGGACCUGGUGAAAUUGGAGAAGCAGGUGUCUUCUUUUGUUGAUGAUCCCAACCUCCCAUGUGAAUCUGCACUGAAGAAGAUGUACAAAUUGCUUGAAAAAGUGGAACAGAGUGUAUUUGCUCUCUUACGUACAAGAGACAUGGCUAUUUCAAGGUAUAGAGAAUUUGGAAUUCCUGUUAACUGGUUACAAGAUUCAGGAGUUGUUGGCAAGAUCAAGCUCUCGUCUGUUCAAUUGGCAAGGAAGUAUAUGAAACGUGUAUCAACAGAACUUGAUGCAAUGAGUGGACCUGAGAAGGAACCAAACAGAGAAUUUUUGCUUCUGCAAGGCGUACGGUUUGCUUUCCGUGUCCAUCAGUUUGCUGGAGGCUUUGAUGCGGAAAGCAUGAAGGCAUUUGAAGAACUAAGAAGCCGUGUGCGUGCACAAGGAGAAGACACAAAACUGGAAGCAUGAGAUUAUUUUUCUUCUUUGGCUUAAUUUUCUUCAUUUGUCUUCACAUUUCUGUUGUAUAUCCCAUCUUCUCACUUGGUGUUGCAAAAAACAUCAGAAGUAUAGGUUGGAAAAUACAAUGAUCUGUUCUGUGCAGGAACUUAUACAAAGUACAACUUUUGAGGGUUUUUUUUUUU
Messenger RNA from Pistacia vera, 3634 nucleotides. RefSeq names its product protein CHUP1, chloroplastic. NCBI's taxonomy places the organism in Eukaryota, Viridiplantae, Streptophyta, Magnoliopsida, Sapindales, Anacardiaceae. Gene Ontology annotation, cellular component: chloroplast outer membrane. Gene Ontology annotation, biological process: chloroplast organization. The record is from RefSeq and is a predicted model, not a curated record. The transcript has 9 exons. Bases 540 to 3461 code for a protein of 973 amino acids.